AUGACAUUUUUCAAAAAGAGCUACGAAGGACUAUGAAAGUCUAUAAUAAGACCCAAAAGGGAAAUCUAUGAUUUAGGCGAUCUUGGCCCAGCAGAGUUUACAAUAGAGAAUCGAAGAUACCAAAGAAACGAUAUAAUUCUUUAUAAUCAAAGAAAUAUGAAACUUGUCUGCUCGCUCUUUGAGCCUAUCCCAGAGCAGAGAAUAGAAAAAAGGCUACCAUGCGUUAUAUUUCUCCAUGGGAAUUGCAGUUCAAGAUUAGAGGGAAUAAAUACUUUACACACGCUUUUACCUUUAAACAUAACAGUAUUUUGUUUUGACAUGUCUGGAUCUGGGCUUAGUGACGGGGAGUAUGUUACGUUGGGAUGAUAUGAGAGAGAUGACGUAGCUUGUGUAAUUGAUUAUUUAAGAAGUACAGAAAAAGUUUCAUAUAUUGGACUCUGGGGACGAAGCAUGGGAGCUGUGACAGCACUGAUGCAUGGACAUCGAGACCCAUCAAUAGCAGCGAUGGUUAUUGACAGCCCCUUUUCUUCUAUGAGUGUAUUGUUAAAAGAAAUUGCAAAGGAUUAUACAAGAGUUCCUGGGUUUUUGGUUUCCUUACUCCUCCCAGCUCUUUUAAUUUUUCAAAAACAUUGGUAAAAUUUGUAAUUCAACACCUUAAAAAUUUGUUUUCAAUAGGAAAAUUUUAUCGGUGAAAUUCUAAUUUUUAUAAAACUAGUUUUGACUAAAUUUUUAAGACAAAAUGCAAUUAGAAUGUUAUUUAAACAGUUUUCACACUGAAUCGAUUAAUUCAUUCUAUUCAAUUCUUCAUAAAAAUAAAUAAAUUCAAGUCAUUUGCUCAAUUUAUAUUUUUUUUUAAAAUUGUAAAAAAAUUAAAGAUGAAAAUAGUAAUUUUGAAAAAAAAAUAGUAUUAAUCAAAUUUAAUUAAAAGUUUAAGGAGAAUUCUCUUUAACAGUUUUAAUUUUUAUUUUUUUCUUCAUAAAAAUAAUUAAAAUUUAAAUAAUUGUGUUGAUUUAUUUUUUUAAAAUAUUUUUUAAGAAAAAUUUAAACAUGGAUUUUUUUUAAAGGAAAUUAACCCCCUUUAAAAGGGAAUAUGAAUUUUUGUUUCAAUUUAAAUGAGGGAAGUUAGCAAAAGGGUGUGUUAAAAAGACAAUCAGAAAAAAGGCUAAUUUCAACUUAUUUGAAUUAGAGCCAAUUAAGCAUGUAGACAAGUGCUUCAUUCCUGCUCUCUUCGUAGCAGCUAAUCAAGAUGAAUUAAUAAAGCCGCAUCAUUCUGAAAGAUUGCAUGAUAAGUAUGCAGGAGAAAAAAGCUUGAUUAUUGUGGAUGGAGAUCAUAAUUCUGAUAGGCCGCAAUACGCAUUGGAUUCCAUUGGAAUUUUUUUUUAUAACACUUUACAGUGUGAAAAUUCUUGGAUGAUUUCCCAUGAGGAAGAACGAAAAAUGUCUGAUAAUUUACUAAUCCCAAUGCAAGAAGAUUUUCAAUCCACAAGCGUAAGUGAACUGCGGCUUCUUGAAUCCCAAUCAUUUUCUUUAUAUUAUCCUAAAUUAACAGAAGAAGAACAGAAAAAAUUUGAUGAAGAAAAUCAAAGAUUAAUGCAGAAUUUAGGGUAUUUAAAUACAAAUAGUGUCUAA
This is a messenger RNA of Blepharisma stoltei, 1629 nucleotides long. Lineage: Eukaryota; Ciliophora; Heterotrichea; Heterotrichida; Blepharismidae. The record is from the annotation of a GenBank genome assembly.